Laccaria bicolor S238N-H82 is the source of this 480-nucleotide messenger RNA. RefSeq lists its product as uncharacterized. Bases 1 to 480 code for a protein of 159 amino acids. Lineage: Eukaryota; Fungi; Basidiomycota; Agaricomycetes; Agaricales; Hydnangiaceae. The record is from RefSeq and is a predicted model, not a curated record. Gene Ontology annotation, biological process: positive regulation of transcription initiation by RNA polymerase II. Gene Ontology annotation, molecular function: DNA binding; transcription coactivator activity. The transcript has a single exon.
AUGCAAGAUGAAGACGCCACAUUGCAAGAAGCCCAUCAUUCGGCAAAUGAGCGAAUCGAGCCACAGCGGCGACUCAGACGAAGAAAAACCACUAUCCAAGAAGAGCAAGAAAAUGAAAAUAGAUCAAUCAAUGGUAAGAAUGGCUGCUCUCUGAGCCAAAUACCACAAUUCAAGCUCAAGGUCAAUACACAGAAAGACGCGCCAGAAGCUGAAUCUACUGGAAUUAAAAUAUUUUCCACUAACGACGGCGACAAGUACAUUGAUUUGGGAAAGAAAAAACGCGCUACAGUUAGAGCAUUCAAAGGGACCGUCUUGCUCGACAUACGAGAAUUUUACGAGGCGGGAGGCGAGGAGAAACCGGGCAAGAAGGGCAUAUCUCUCACUAUAGAACAAGUAGGACAUCGACAUCCAUUCUCCCCAGGGCUCUCUGAUCUCAUUUAUUCAGUGGGAAACAUUGAAGCAGGGUAUGAACGUGGUUGA